GUCACUUGACAUAAACUUUGCUCUUCAGAGUUUCCUUCAGAGUAAUUCUCUGAUAAGCACAGGCUCUGGUCACUUGGUGGCAGCAUCCACCCUGAUUUUGCCUUGUGAUCUUGCUGAUUCAUUCACUAUGUUUGCAUUUUUACUGGAUUUUCCACUUUCAACAGAGCAACAAUGCAGUCAAUGAGGCCGUCAGUGGGUGCGGGCUCCACCCUGUGUUUCUUUUCCUUCGGGGAAGGGGAGGGCAGUGAUUGUGCAUGUCGGUGUAUCAUGUAUUAUGUUUGCUGGCCCGUCUGGUUGUAUGUGAGUGCUGAAGGGGUGGAUUAUAACAUUUAGACUGAAACUAUGGGCCUUGACUGACAACCUCUAGGUGUGGCCUUCCAGGUUCUUCUGUGUGAUCCAGGAACUACCGGCUGAUAAAAGUGGCUGAGCCAGUUAUUUUCAGAGCAUAAGAGAGUGGAAGUGAAGCCAGGCUGAGAGAGACGGACUGGAGACAUGGCAGAUACAGCUGAAGAAGCAGCUCUUGUCCCCAAACAGCAGCUGUGUGGCGUCUGCUCAGGUGCGCUGAGCGGAGACAAGCCGGCAGCCUGUGGUCACUCUGUCUGCGGCUCCUGUCUCGGGGACAAAAGUAAAGGCUGUCCUAACUGUCUACAGAGCCCCGACAAGCCUGAACCUGCUCACGGUCCCACACAGAACGGAACGGAGGCUGAAGCUCCUGUGAUCAAGAGCCAAGAUGAGCAGACUCACGACUCCAAGACGGCAGAGGAGAUCAAAAUCCAAGAGGAUCUGAAGGAGUCUGAGGACCCCAAGAAGCCCGAGGAGGAGGAGAAGAAAGAGUCAAAACCACAGACAGAUAAGGAGGUGAAAAAUGGAGCAAAAGAUGAGAUAAAAGAAGAGGAGGUUAAGGUGGCACCUUUGGGCCCUGACGAUGUGGUGUGUGACUCGUGUAUCGAGAGCCCCUGCAGGGCCCUCAAGUCCUGCCUCACCUGCCUGGUGUCCUACUGCGAGGCCCACCUCCGGCCUCACCUGGAGAAACCAAAGUUUCACAACCACCGGCUGGUCGAGCCGCUCAGGGACAUCGAGAGGCGGACCUGCGAGAGCCACAAAUGGCCCCUGGAGCUUUUCUGCUGCGCUGACGGCUGCUGCGUCUGUCAGGACUGUGUGACGGAGGACCACAGGGGCCACAACACCGUACCUGUGGUGGAGGCUAGCAGGCAAAUACAGAGGGAACUCUGUGAGAAGCAGACUGAGAUGGUGAAGACGGUGACAGCAGCAGAGAACGCCAUCAACAAACUUCAGCUCAACACAGUCUCUAUUGAGCAAUCGGUGACCGAGGUACGAGCGGUGAUCGAGAGCCAGUUCGAGGAGCUGCAGGCGUUGGUGGAGAAGGCGAAGCGGGAGGUGACGGAGAUCCUGGAGGUCGAGCAGAAGCAGGCGCUGAGGCAGGCCGAGGGGAUCCGGGUUCACCUGGAGCAGAGGUGCACGGAGCUGAAGAAGACCCAGGCUCAGAUGGAGAAGCUCUCGAGAAACAAAAACGAUGUGGAUUUCUUACAGGAGUAUUCACGGUGGAAGAAAGAAGCCACUGAUAUUUCUCUGCCUGGGGUCUACAUCGGCCUGAUGGACCGUCUGAAAUCCUUCAGCCGUGUGAUCGUUGACUCCACGCAGGAGCUGUGUGCCAUGCUUGUGUCUUCAUACAUAGAGAAAGUUAAAGAGACAUGCAAGAAUGACAAAAUGGGAAUAAAGACAACAGUUCAUGAAAUUGUUGCAGCAAAACAGAACAUGUCUAUACCAGAUCCAGUGACACAUGCCGACUUCCUCAAGUAUGCCACGCACCUGAGUUUCGACGCUGACACGGCUCAUAAGUUCCUGCGCCUGACAGAAGAAAACAGGAAGGUGACUAACACCACACCCUGGCAGCAUCCGUAUCCUGAUGUACCUGAGCGCUUUGAGAGCUGGCGCCAAGUCCUGGCAACAGACAGCUUCUAUCUGGGGCGACACUACUUUGAGGCAGACAUCAGCGGCGAGGGGACGCACAUCGGCCUGACCUACAAGAGCAUCGACCGCAAGGGCAAGGAGAGCAACAGCUGCAUCACAGGAAACAACUUCUCCUGGUGUCUUCAGUGGAACGGCCGCACCUUCUCCACCUGGCACAGCGGCGUGGAAACCCCUCUUAAUGUGGAGAAGUUCACUCGUAUCGGGGUUUAUUUGGACUACACGCGAGGCUUCCUUGCUUUCUACGGUGUGGAUCACACCAUGACGCUCAUCCACGAGUACAAGGCAGAGUUCCUGGAGCCUCUUUAUCCGGCUUUCUGGUUGCCCAAGAAGGAGAAUAUCGUGGCCUUGGUGGCACCAGAUGAGCCAUUACGGCUCAAAAGCCCCUCUCCUCCCACCUCACCUGCAAACGGAGCUGUAAAACGGCAGCAUAGCAAUGAUCAGAAGUCCGUUUUUCCGGGAUCAUUUAAGUGACAAUUCAACAAUAAGAGAAUACUGUUUAAAACCUAUAAACCUGUAUGAAAUGUUUGUCUCUCAGCAAUAGACUUAUUAUCUGAAACUUAAAGGAAAAAAUAUGGAAAGUCUUGCCAUAUUAAACCUGCUUACAGCAAAACUAAUAUGAUAUUCUCAUGUAUAUUUGGGCUCAAUUCAUAUUUAUACCCCUGUGUGCGUUUAUGACUACCUGUGUAUGGCUACUGUUACUUUUCACCACACUGAAUUCAGAAGUGUCCUAUAUUUUCUGUAUGAAAAUAAAAAAUUGUAACUUCAUUUGCAAAUAAAAUCUCUUUUUGUUCACAGUUCAAGCUUCCCCACUGCAUCAAAUCAAGAGGCUCACUUAAAUAAUUUGUGGGAUAUUUGGACUUCUGUUAUUGUGGAUUUCUUUGGAAAUUAUCCUCUAGAUAAACGGGAAAUCUGCCACAAAAACUAGGUGAAUAAACUGGGAAGUAACUUUGGCUGUUGUACUACACGUUGAACAUCAGAAAGUUGUGGAGUCGUGGCUGAAAUAAUCCAAUAAAGUUGAACCUGA
Molecule: messenger RNA, 3016 nt
Organism: Siniperca chuatsi (mandarin fish)
Lineage: Eukaryota; Metazoa; Chordata; Actinopteri; Centrarchiformes; Sinipercidae
Gene: trim16
Product: tripartite motif containing 16
Exons: 7
Coding region: 493-2463 (656 amino acids)
Molecular function (GO): zinc ion binding; protein binding
Source: RefSeq, a predicted model, not a curated record